UCUUCUUCUUCUUCUUCUUCUUCUUCUUCUUCUUCUUCUUCUUCUCUCUCUUCCUACCCCAUUGCCCAGCUGAAAAUUAAACGCCAUGAAUAAAGUCACUGUUAUUGGUAGUGGCAAUUGGGGCAGCGUUGCCGCAAAACUAAUUGCCUCCAACACCCUCAGGCUUCGAUCCUUCCAUGAUGACGUGAGGGUGUGGGUAUUUGAGGAAAUUUUACCAAAUGGGGAGAAGCUCUCUGAUGUCAUCAAUCAAACCAAUGAAAAUGUCAAGUAUCUUCCUGGAGUCAAGCUUGGUAAAAAUGUAGUUGCAGAUCCAGCCCUUGAAAAUGCAGUGAAGGAUGCCAACUUGUUAGUAUUUGUAACUCCACAUCAGUUCAUGAAAGGACUAUGCAAAAGUCUUGCUGGUAAAAUAAGGACAGAUGCACAGGGCAUUUCCCUUAUCAAAGGGAUGGAGGUCAAGAAGGAAGGCCCAUCCAUGAUCUCAACUCUCAUCUCCAAACAACUGGGAAUCAAUUGUUCUGUCUUAAUGGGGGCCAACAUUGCAGAUGAGAUUGCAAUGGAGCAAUUUAGCGAGGCAACCGUUGGAUAUAGUGAAAACCAAGAAGCCGCAGAGACAUGGGUUCAGUUGUUCAACACUCCCUAUUUCCAUGUCACAGCUGUCAAGGAUGUUGAAGGGGUUGAACUGUGUGGAACUCUGAAAAAUAUUGUGGCUGUAGCUGCAGGUUUGGUUGAUGGCUUGGGGAUGGGAAAUAAUACAAAAGCUGCAAUCAUGAGAAUUGGUCUAAAAGAGAUGUUGAAAUUUUCGAAGUUAUUGUUUCCAUCUGUUAAGGACAGCACUUUUUUUGAGAGUUGUGGUGUAGCUGACCUUAUCACAACUUGUGCCGGUGGAAGAAAUAGGAAAGUUGCUGAGGCUUAUGCAAAAUAUGGGGGAAAAAGGUCUUUCGAUGAGCUUGAAGCAGACAUGCUUAAAGGCCAGAAAUUGCAGGGUGUCUUAACUGCAAAAGAGGUCUGUGAGGUUCUAACCACGCGUGGAUGGCUAGAUUUGUUUCCUCUCUUUUCAACAGUCAAUGAGAUCAGCUCAGGUCGCCUACCACCAUCAGCCAUAGUUGAAUUCAGCAAUCACAAAUCCAGUUCCAAGCACGGAAAAAGCAAGCUUUAACUGUGCAUCAGUUGUUGAAGGCCAUGGUGACUCAGCUUCAUUCAGCAUAAACUCAGAAGGUUGUAGCUGUUCUCUUGCAGGCUAAGAAAGCUAAGUCUUAUUUUGAAGUUUUUGUCAAGGCACACUUUUUCUACAAGUAAUACAUACAAAUAUACUUACCAGCCUGUUUGGUUUAGGGAGUCUUUAGGGAGAAGUUAUAAAAUGCAGAUUUUACGGUUACCCAUAAUUAAGAAUGUACACUCAUUGUCAAUCCAAAUACACUACUAAUUUAAGAAAGAAGCCACUUUUCA
Lotus japonicus is the source of this 1446-nucleotide messenger RNA. RefSeq names its product glycerol-3-phosphate dehydrogenase [NAD(+)]-like. The transcript is spliced from 12 exons. The record is from RefSeq and is a predicted model, not a curated record. Gene Ontology annotation, biological process: glycerol-3-phosphate catabolic process; carbohydrate metabolic process. Gene Ontology annotation, molecular function: glycerol-3-phosphate dehydrogenase [NAD(P)+] activity; protein homodimerization activity; NAD binding. Bases 86 to 1156 code for a protein of 356 amino acids. Gene Ontology annotation, cellular component: cytosol; glycerol-3-phosphate dehydrogenase (FAD) complex. Lineage: Eukaryota; Viridiplantae; Streptophyta; Magnoliopsida; Fabales; Fabaceae.